AUGGAUCCCCAAUUUCCACCAUCGGCAUCUCAGCCUCUAUGCCGCUCCUACUCAUCGCAGCGAGAGAUGAUGCGCCGAGCCUCCCUUCGCCAGGCUCUUCAGCAGCCGGCGCCUAUCAGCGAAGCACGCGCGAUACCUCUCGACCCAGAGGCUCAAGCGUUGCUUGGCAUAAACCCCUGGCCCAGUGGCCGCACCUGGACACCGGCCACUGAAACGCCAGACUUCUUGAAUGAAAACAACCAAGACGAAGCUCAGGCGGCGUUUGGGGAAGAAUACAGCAAUCUAGCAGAAGGGAAUGGAUUACCAUUACUUGUCGUUGGCGACACUGUCCUUAUUCAUCUGGAAAUCCCAGAACCUCAGCAGCCUGGGUUGCUCCAUCGAAUCUUUUCAGGAUCAAGUAGGCCGGAUACAGCAUCACGAGGUUUGAACAGGCGGAGCAUCGCAGACUUGGCGUAUGACCGUCGUUACAAGCCCGAUGUAUACACGCCGAUUGAUCUUGCAUCAUUGGAACUACUGACUAGCAAAAGCCUGCUGCGUCUGCAUCCAGAUUACGCUCCAUUUCCCUUGGCCAUACCAAUGUGCUUGCGUGCCUGUGCACAAGCCAUUGCUGAGAAGGCCAAUACCCGGGGCAUCUUUCGAGUUUCUGGCUCUGAAAGGGUCGUCGAAGAAUUCUCGCGGUACUACGAUCCUCAUUCAACUCACCAAGCGACUGUGCUUGGGACAGUCCGCGCAAAUACCUUGCCGGCCCACAUUACGCACACAAUCCACGAUGUGGCUUCUACGUUCAAGCGCUUCCUAUCCCGCCUGCCGGGAGGCGUCUUGGCAUCUCCAACGCUGUUUAAUGCCUUUGUCGCAAUCCAUGAGAAGCUGGAUGGGCCGUCUGAGCUUCCGAGUGCAUACCGCACCUGGCUUCGUGCACGACUCGUAGCACUCGCUAUUGAUUCCAUCAAGUCAAAGUCUAUCCGCCAUGUGAUUUGCGCCGUCUUUGGCUUGCUAAACAUGAUUGGACGAAUUACUGAAUUGUCGCCAGAAGAGAGUGUUGAUGGCCGACCUCUUCAUCCAGACCAGCAGUUCUUGGAUUAUAAAGGUCUUGGAGUUUGUAUUGGCCCGCUGCUAACCAAUGAUCCUCCGUUGAAACCGGUCCAACCAACCUCCGGACGGCUUCCCUUGUCAUGGUCUUCAAAGCUGCUUCGUCGGCGAACGCAGAUGGCAAUCGACGACGACAAAGCUAGAGAUGCCGAAGCUAGAGAGGCAAUUGUGAAGCGUGCCAUGGUUGCAGCUGCUGUUGCUGAGAUGCUUAUUACUCAUUGGCGAGACGUGGUUCAUCAAUUAAAGGACUUGAACAGACAGGCUCGGCAUGGUGCGGCGACCCUACAUCUCGAGUAUAGCGAGAUGCCUCCACUGAGUUCAGAUCCAGACAUAGGAAAUCCUCUUGUGGACUCGGAUGUUUCUCCUGAGGUAGAUUCUGUUGACAGUCAGGAGACUCUGUUCCUUGCAACACCGGCCGCGGGCAAUGGUCAGCGAGCUGCCAGGGGUGGCCUGAAGACUACGUCGCUUUCCCGCCAAUUGACUCGCUCAGGCGCCAUUCGACGACAAUCGGGUAGAACCUCUCGGACGAGUUCACGCAGCUUUACAGAGACUACUGAGCCACCGGCUGGAGAUGCCUCCGAUGGCUUGACUCAGAGUGUGUCUAUGGAUGCUAUCCCUGCGCGGGGAUCUUCUCGGUACACCGUUCAUUUUGGGGUCUCUGAAAUGCCACCGGCGGAUGAAACUGAGUCGACAAAAAUAGGGAGCAAUCAAAGACCACUUGCGGAUAAGUCCCUGAUAAUCGUACGUGAGAGGCUUGUUGAAGAGCCCGAUCGCGAGAUUAUUAGACCUCCUUUGCCAGCCAGGUUGCGCGGAAAAGGGAAGGCGAUUAAGGAUUCGCUUCUGACUCACGCCUCGGAGAUGUUUGACUGUGGCAUACAGCAACCCAGAAACUCUUUUGAUGGAUCGUCAACUUUGCCGUUGCAGCGUCACGCUACUAUCACCCGUCCAUACAGUCCUUUUCCACCGCGUUUUCCAAAUGGUGAAACAGCCGCUGACGACGAUCUGUCAAUUACUGACAUGCAGCCUCGGUAUCUGAUAGAUUUCGCCAGAAACAGAGUUCCCAUUGUCUUUGAACAAGAGAACAAUGAGGCUGGAGCAUCGAAGUCAACCUCUAGGGGUACGGCGCCCACGGAUGGUGCCGCCUACGUGGAAAGGCAUGAGCACGUUGAGCCAGCGUCCUUUUUUUUACAGAACAGGCCUCAAAAGACUUUACGUCCGGAUAAGGUUUUGCAAAGCCACUCCGAUAUCAAGGAUGAGGUAGAAGCAAAGUACGGCUCAUAUCCAACUACGUGGACAAUAGCUCUUCAGACGGAGGAUGCGGAGCACUUAUCUGGCAGCAACAGCAGCAAACAGGGAGGUACAUUCAUAGACGUGUCUGAGAAAGGCACGCAAACUAAUAUGAUGGAGGAUGAAUCAACAUCACUGUCGGUAUCAGCGCCUACGCAAGAUGGCUACAUGGACCACUCAGCCGUCACGGAGAGCGAACUGGUUUCACGUCCAGACGGCUCUAGUACCAAGGCAGAGAAUGGCUCUAUGACGGGGGAUGAGAAGGAGUCCGCAAGGAUGAUACUGCUCGAGGCGGAAAUACAACAGUUGAAAGAGUCCGACAUACCCGCUUUGCAUCAACAGCUGCGAGACGCAAGCGGGAACUUGAAUAAGUGGAAAGAAAGAGCCCUGGCUGCAGAGAGAAGGGCAAGGUUGUUUCAAAAAUUUACGACGCGGGUCAGACAUCUGUAUGGCUCUCUCUUAACUGAAUCCUCUCGUCAAAGCGGAGACGACGAGUUGGCAGUCAAAGAAGAGAGCGACGCACAAGGAUCCUAUCUAAUUCAUGGCGUUCGGUUUGAGAGGGCCCUAGAGGCUAUUGAGAGAGGAACUCAGGCCACCGGGGACCACGAGAGCACAGAUUUGGGAGAUGGAGAUGCCAUUGCGGUGAAGAUAUUUCAGAGUCUGUAUCCCCGGAUGCAUGCAAGAAACGGGUCCCCUGGUGGUUCGCCAUCUGGUGGUUCCAUGGCGACAGCCACUGGCGAUGCGCUGUUAUUACAACAGAGUAUGGAUGGCGUGGCGAGUCCCAGAGACGACGAGGAAACGCUGAAGCUUCGACUCGGGAUGGUGGAGCUGUGGAUGGUUGUGCAGGAGUUGCUGCAGAUGGAGGAGGAGGAGGCGUCUUCAACAUCGUCGUCUUCGUCUUCAUCUUCGUCAUUGGCGUUUCAACAGUCGAGCGAUUUGACACAGAAUGAGCGUUCUUCAACAGAUGCUUUUUUUCUUUGA
Trichoderma gamsii is the source of this 3357-nucleotide messenger RNA. RefSeq lists its product as hypothetical. The record is from RefSeq and is a predicted model, not a curated record. The coding region runs from base 1 to 3357 and encodes 1118 amino acids. Gene Ontology annotation, molecular function: GTPase activator activity. NCBI's taxonomy places the organism in Eukaryota, Fungi, Ascomycota, Sordariomycetes, Hypocreales, Hypocreaceae. Gene Ontology annotation, cellular component: cytoplasm. Gene Ontology annotation, biological process: small GTPase-mediated signal transduction. The transcript is spliced from 5 exons.